AUGACUUCCCCCAGUGUUUUCCUGUCAGACGUGCAGUUUCAGUGUUGCAUCUGUCAGGAUGUUUUCUCUGAUCCCGUCUCCAUCCCCUGCGGACACAGCUUCUGCUUCACCUGCAUCACAUCACACUGGAGUAGCAGCCAGGCCAUCAGCUGUCCCAAAUGUCAAGUAGUAUUCAAGACACGCCCUGAGCUUUGUGAAAACUCCUUUGCCAAAGAAAUGUCUGAGCAUAUCCGACAUAGAAGGCAAAACGGCUUGACGUCACUGCCUGGAAAAUCCAUACAUUGUGAUGUUUGUGUUGGUAAGCAAACGAAGGCCGUCAAGUCCUGCCUCGUGUGUCUGACCUCGUACUGUGAGACUCACCUGGAGCCUCACAUGAGAGUUUCCACGCUGAAGAUUCACAAGCUGAUUGAACCUGUGGCGAUGCUAGAGACCCGCAUUUGCAAAAAGCACCAGAAACUCCUGGAGCUGUUCUGUAGGAGUGACCAGAGAUGUGUGUGUGUGCUGUGUACAGAAACUGACCAUCGCCGUCAUGAUACUGUGCCAGUGGAGCGUGAGAGUCAGGAGAAGAAGGCUCAGAUGAAAAAGACGGAGGCCAUGGUUCAACAGCUGAUCCAGGAGAGACUGGAGAAAGUGGAAGAAAUCCAACUGUCUCUGAAGCUCAGCAAAGAAAAUUCAAAAAGGGACAUCGAGCAAAGCUUGGAGAUGUUCUCCACUCUAUUUAGUUCCUUGGAGAGAAGUCGUGCUGAGGUGGUCAACAUGAUCCGGAGGAAGCAGGAAACCGCAGAACGCAGGGCGGAGUGGCUCAUCACAGAGCUAGAGCUGGAAAUCACUGAGCUGCAGAAGAAGAGAAAUGAGAUGGAGCUGCUUUGUCACACUGAGGACCACCUCCAUCUUUUACAGAGGUUUCCAGCUCUGAAUUCCCCUCAACAAAGCCAUGGCUGCUCUGACAUUGUUGUACAUUCAGACACAUGUCUGGGAACUGUAAGGAGGGCUGUCAACAACUUUGAAAAGCAGCUGCAAUCAGUUUUGAAAAGGCUUUCCAGUCAAGAGCAUGACAAGAUGCAGAACUAUGCAGUGGAAGUUCAUCUAGACCCCAGCACAGCAAAUCCUUGGUUGGUUCUGUCAGAGGAUGGGCGACAAGUUCACGAUGGAGAUGUUGAACAGAACCUGUCAGACCUGCCACAGCGUUUUGACACAGCGCCAUGUGUGCUCGCCACCAGGGGUUUCACCACAGGGAGGCACUACUGGGAGGUAGAUGUGGGAGACAAAACAGCCUGGGAUUUGGGCGUGGCUAGAAAAUCAGUUAACACAAAGGGCCUGGUCACACUGAGUCCAGAGGACGGCUAUUGGACAAUUUGUCUGAGGAAAGGAAGUGAGUAUCGAGCAUGUGCAGGAGAGGCGGAGCUGCUGUGUGUCUCUCAGAGGCCACAAGUUGUUGGGGUGUUUUUGGAUUAUGAGGAUGGGACACUGUGUUUCUACAAUGCAGAGACCAAAACUCACAUCUAUUCCUUCACACAGUUCCAGUUUACUGAGGCCAUGUUUCCCUUUUUUAAUCCAGAAAUGAGUGACAGUGGUGUCAACAAGUCACCAUUAAUAAUUCUCCCAGUUAGUGGAAGUGGGGAUUUGGACAACAUUACAAUAUGAUGUUGUGUUUUUUAUGCUUCAGAAAUAUUUGUAGUUUUUUAUUAGGUGCACUGAAUGAAACCUUUUUGUUAGUUUGUCUUAGUAUAUAAACUUUUUAAAUUACAAAACAGUCCAUAAGCCAUUAUUCAGGCACAAUGCUAGAGAACAAAUGAACUAACAGUGUUUUUGAUUUGGAUUGAAAAUUUGUGAUUGUACAAAUGACAAAUGACAAACUAUUAAUACUAGGAAAUAUUCUUGCAGCUCAUAGAUCACUAGUUUUGUGUUAAAGAUGUAUUUAUUGAAUAUUUUAUACACAGAC
Messenger RNA from Sphaeramia orbicularis (orbiculate cardinalfish), 1942 nucleotides. Its product is annotated as E3 ubiquitin-protein ligase TRIM39-like. The transcript has 7 exons. Lineage: Eukaryota; Metazoa; Chordata; Actinopteri; Kurtiformes; Apogonidae. Gene Ontology annotation, molecular function: protein binding; zinc ion binding. The record is from RefSeq and is a predicted model, not a curated record. Bases 1 to 1644 code for a protein of 547 amino acids.